Messenger RNA from Gavia stellata (red-throated loon), 1713 nucleotides. Its product is annotated as maestro heat-like repeat-containing protein family member 2A. Gene Ontology annotation, cellular component: cytoplasm. Bases 421 to 1713 code for a protein of 430 amino acids. The transcript is spliced from 13 exons. Lineage: Eukaryota; Metazoa; Chordata; Aves; Gaviiformes; Gaviidae. The record is from RefSeq and is a predicted model, not a curated record.
AACUCUUCCCAAUAAGUGUGUAGCUUUUGAAGAUAACAGCUUUAUAACAGAUUUGAAGAAGUGCUUUUCUCCACAGCGUUUCUGCUGUUCAUCUACAUUAGGAAAAAUGUCUUUACUGAGAGAGUGGUGACACACUGGAAUAAACUGCCCGGGGAAGUGGUGGAGUCACCCUCACUGGAGGUGUUCAAGGAACGUGUGGACGUGGCAUUGCGGGACAUGGCUUAAUGGGCAUGGCGCCACCUUUCUCCAGGAGCGGUCCGGGUCCUGGAAAGGCUGGAGCCGCAUCAAGCAGGCUGGGACAUAUUCAAGCACGUCACUGAGACCAACAGGCAGCAGCAAGAGCUGCAGAGGCAGCCGCCCUGGAGGAGGACCCAGAGAGAGCAGUGCGUCCAUCUGGGGGAUCCUGCUGCCCUGAGGAGGAUGAGAGCACUCAGAGCUCUCUGCCCGUGCUUUGGUUCUCAGUCCAGACCUGCACAUCCUGAGGAUGGAGGCAGGGCAAAGAAGGCUGUCCCUGAAGCCGUCACUACCUUUGUGGCUAGUGGGGCUUCUCUGCUAAAGCGGCUGCAAGACCAUGAGGGUGACCGAGUGGAGACAUACCGGGAGCUGGAGAGCUUCUUGCAAGGAGACGAUGGCAGUUUGCAGAGCGGUGUCGUGAACCGCCUGAUAGCAGAGGUGUCCAGUGACAUGCGAGCAGCCCAGGGUGUGACAGAUGAUGUGAAGAUGGCUGCUAGCGACGUCCUGGUGGCUCUGGCCCGCUCCCGCUUCCACUUUGUCAUGUCUGAGCUCCAGAGCCACCUGAAGGCCAUGGGGAAGGUCCCUGAUGAGACUGUGCUCCUCACCUUGGGCAAAAUGGCCCGCAGCUACGCCCUGCGGUGCAUCCCCUUCGUGGGAAUGACGCUGCUUGCCCUGCGUGCCAUGCUGAGCCGGGUGGGGAGCGGCCGGAUCCUGCGCGCCGUCUGCAGUGUUCUGGAGCAAUGGUCAAAAGGGGUCAAUACAUACUUCGGCAGCCGGGAGCAAUGCCCCUUCCCUCGCAACGGGGAAGCGCAGCUCUGUGAAGACAUUUACCCAGUCUUCCGUUACGCGCUGGUAAAUUGGCUGGGCUGCGAGGAAGAAGAGGACAAGCAGGCUGUGCUCAGGGCGGUGGCUGCCAUGAUGGAGGUCCUGCUGCGUGAGGAGCAGCACCGCGAGCAUGCCUGGGAGCAGCUCCUCUGGCUGCUGCACCAAUCUGAGGAGGUCCGAGACACCUCCCGGGUCAACAAGCUCCCUGACGUGACCAAAGAGCCUGGCCUGGCCCCUAAGGCAGAACUUCCCCGCUGCAUCGCGCUGCAGGCACGAAUAUGCCCUGAGGAGACGGGCAUGUUUCUGCACUCCCCGGAGAGCGGUGGGAGCAAGGCCGGUCGCGUGGCAGCCCUGGGCCUGCUGGGAGCGCUGGCCCACUCUGACGCACCUGCAGUGAGAGAGAAGCUGCCCCAGGUGAUGGAGGCCAUGGGGUCAGUGUGCAACGACCCCAGUGCCCAGGUGCGGAGGGCAGUUCUGGAGUUCAUCCGGGAGCUGCUCAGCUCCGGCUCCCAGAGCUGCUGGGCAUGGGAUGUGGUGGGGCACAUCUUCAGCGAGUUCAGCCGGACCUCAGGCAGACUGGUAAGGGCAGAGCGGGACACCUGGGGCUUCCAGCAGUGCCUGGCCUGUGCUGAGAGCUUCUGCAGGCAUCCUUGA